GCUCCAGUUGUCGUUGUGGAAGUGUAGAAAAGAAAAGUAUCACUUUGAAAAGGAAAAGUUCGAUGAAUUGUCAAUACAAAAUCUACAUCUCCUCUAAAGCUAUUUCGCAUCCGAAAGACGAACAAUUUAAACAAAUUCGUAGUCGACCAAUUCCGAUAUACUACCAAAAUUAAUGGAAAUGAAAGAGAAAUAUGGAGGAAUGUAUCCAAUAUACAUAGGAUUUAGCGCACCAUCGCUUACCAUUACCGAUCCAAAAUUUUUAGAAUUUUUGCUUGGAUCAACAGCAAUAACAGAAAAAAGUUCCGAUUAUAGAUGUCUUCAUAGUUGGUUAGGAAUGGGACUCCUUACUAGCGCAGGUUAUAGGUGGAGGAGUCAUAGAAAAAUUAUAACGCCAGCAUUCCAUUUUAAAAUAUUAGAGAGCUUUAUUGAUGUAUUUGAAAAGAACUGUAGCAUUCUUAUUAAAAAAUUUGAACAAGAAGUCGGGAAAAAUUCUUUUGACGUAUAUCCUUACGUUACAUUAUUGGCACUUGAUAUAAUCUGUGAAACAGCAUUAGGAACUGAAGUAUACGCACAAACAAACGCUCAUUCCGAAUAUGUAGAAAGUGUAAAGGAUAUGUGCAGGAUAAUAAUGGAAAGGACAUUUAAUCCAUUCUUGCAAAACGACUUUAUUUAUAAACUGAGUAGCAUUUACAGGCGCGAGAAGAAGGCAUUAAAAAUUUUACACAAUCUGACCUUGUCAGUGCUCCAAACGAAAAGAAAGCGAUUGCUAUCGAACGGUUCACUUGCAAAUCAAGACGAAUGUCUCGGUAUAAAGAAGAAACUUGCGUUUUUAGACUUACUUCUUCAGGCUACCGUCGAUGGAAAACCGUUAUCGGACACUGAUCUAAGGGAGGAGGUUGAUACAUUUAUGUUUGAGGUAGGAAUUACAUUUAAUAUUUUACUUAUUUCGGAGUACCAGGAUGUAGUGCAUUGUCGAUGUUCGUUCUACCACCUUUAA
Agrilus planipennis (emerald ash borer) is the source of this 997-nucleotide messenger RNA. RefSeq names its product cytochrome P450 4C1. NCBI's taxonomy places the organism in Eukaryota, Metazoa, Arthropoda, Insecta, Coleoptera, Buprestidae. The coding region runs from base 173 to 997 and encodes 274 amino acids. Gene Ontology annotation, molecular function: monooxygenase activity; iron ion binding; oxidoreductase activity, acting on paired donors, with incorporation or reduction of molecular oxygen. The record is from RefSeq and is a predicted model, not a curated record. The transcript is spliced from 5 exons.